CGACCUAUGUGAAGGUGUAUGUGUUGGAGAAUGGGGCGUGUCUGGCUAAGAAGAAGACCCGAGUGGUGAAGAAGACUCUAGACCCGUCCUACCAACAGGCCCUGCUGUUUGAAGAGAGCCCUCAGGCCAAAGUCCUCCAGGUGAUUGUGUGGGGUGAUUAUGGGCGGAUGGACCACAAGUGCUUCAUGGGCAUGGCUCAGAUCAUGCUGGAUGAGUUGGACCUUGGUGCCACGGUGAGCGGAUGGUACAAGCUGUUCCCCACCUCGUCCCUGGCUGAUAUCGGACCCCUCACACGACGACUGUCCCAGUCCUCACUGGAGAGCUGUGCCACCAGCCCCUCCUGUAGCUAGACAGAGAGAACUAUAUAGUACACACACACACACACACACACACAGAUCCUCAGAUCUGUCCCCAUAACU
Messenger RNA from Oncorhynchus gorbuscha (pink salmon), 419 nucleotides. RefSeq names its product regulating synaptic membrane exocytosis protein 3-like. The annotation marks the transcript as partial. Gene Ontology annotation, molecular function: transmembrane transporter binding; small GTPase binding. NCBI's taxonomy places the organism in Eukaryota, Metazoa, Chordata, Actinopteri, Salmoniformes, Salmonidae. Gene Ontology annotation, cellular component: cytoskeleton of presynaptic active zone; presynaptic membrane. The record is from RefSeq and is a predicted model, not a curated record. The transcript is spliced from 2 exons. Gene Ontology annotation, biological process: positive regulation of synaptic transmission; regulation of synaptic plasticity; calcium ion-regulated exocytosis of neurotransmitter.